Armigeres subalbatus is the source of this 4201-nucleotide messenger RNA. RefSeq names its product Y+L amino acid transporter 2 (gene gb). Gene Ontology annotation, cellular component: membrane. Gene Ontology annotation, molecular function: L-amino acid transmembrane transporter activity. The record is from RefSeq and is a predicted model, not a curated record. Gene Ontology annotation, biological process: amino acid transmembrane transport. The transcript has 6 exons. Bases 697 to 2250 code for a protein of 517 amino acids. Lineage: Eukaryota; Metazoa; Arthropoda; Insecta; Diptera; Culicidae.
CCCGACUUCGCACAAAGUCUCAUCGCACACCGCGUCCGGCGUCCAUCGUUAUCAACGCCAGCCAGCUGCAAACGUAGUGGUCAGCAAAACAGUGUCUGUUGGUCUCCUCGGGAAAGGGUGAAAAGUGAGAACGAAACAAAGCUUGUGGGAAAAUAAUCAUCCGUUCCGUUCGUUGUUCGUCUUUUUCGUUUCAUUUCGUUCGCAACCGCUUGAGCGGACGGUCGUAGUAAAAUUUCGUCGGUCGGUUUGUUCCCACGGGGAAACGCGUGUGCGGCGCAUUUCAGCUAAUUUAUUGCUGUGUUUGUGCGCGAAUUUGAUUUUCUUUGGGACGUGAUCGAUUCCGGGUUAAAAAGAAUACGUGCUAACAACAACAAUAAUCGGUGCAGUAAAAACGUUGAAUAUUGAAUCAAACUGUGGUUGGUUUCGAUGCCAGUGGCCGUCAUCACUAGCGACGUAACAGAUUCCGUAACGAGAUCCAUCCCACAACAAGGUUCAACUACUGGCUCCCACACUCAACAGGUGGUGAUCGUGCCGCUUCGAUCUGCUAAUACUGCUGCAUACGCUUGUUCUGUGCUCAGAAGCUCGAUGCGCGGGAAUCCAGCCGAACGAGUAGUGCGACGCGCAACCGCCAAUCCAGUUUCACCCGAGCGACGAUAGAAGCUGGAAAUAGUUGUUCAGUAGAAUAGCGACUUGAGAAUGGUGUUGAAGCAACGGGGACCGGCCAUCGAGCUGCACUCCCCGACGGAGGAUGUGCUGGUCAGUCCGGGCAGCGAGAGUUUACCGUCGAUCGAAAAUGCUCCCACCAGUGGAUCCGGUCCGGUCGAAGGUGCCGGGGGAGAAGAACGGGUCAAGAUGAAGAAGGAGCUGGGCCUGCUGGAGGGAGUGGCCAUAAUUUUAGGUAUUAUCUUCGGGUCGGGAAUUUUCAUUUCGCCGAAAGGGGUGCUGCAGGAGGUUGGCGCUGUGGGGACUUCACUUGUAAUAUGGGUGACGUGCGGACUGCUGUCGAUGAUUGGAGCGCUGUGCUAUGCAGAGCUUGGAACGGCGAUACCGAAGUCCGGCGGGGAUUAUGCCUAUAUUUAUGAGGCGUAUGGUCCCCUGCCUGCGUUCCUGUACCUUUGGGAUGCGACGGUGAUUUUUGUACCGGCUACGAACGCCAUCAUGGGACUCACAUUCGCUAGCUACGUGUUCCAGCCGCUGUUUGCCGCUGGGUGUUCAGUUCCCACGAUUGGGCUGCAGUUGUUUGCCGCCGUGACGAUAUGUCUGCUCACGUACAUCAACGCGUACGACGUUCGGCUGACGACCAAGAUGCAAAAUGUGUUCAUGUUCACCAAAGUCGGCGCUCUGGUGCUGGUCAUCGUUGUCGGUCUGGUGUGGAUGUCAUUCGGUGGAACGGAAAACUUUGAAAACGCGUUCGAGAACACCGAAACCGAUCCCGGUAAGCUGGCGGUGGCAUUCUAUUCCGGUAUCUUCUCGUACGCUGGAUGGAACUAUCUCAACUUCAUGACGGAGGAACUGCGCGAGCCAUACAAAAACCUUCCCCGAGCGAUCUACAUUUCAUUGCCUUUGGUCACCGGCAUCUACGUGCUGGCAAAUAUGGCUUACAUUGCCGUUUUGUCGCCGCAGCAAAUCCUCGCAUCGGAUGCCAUCGCCGUGACGUUCGCCCAAAAAGCCAUGGGUUGGGGCGCUUUCGUGAUGCCCAUUCUGGUGGCAAUAUCGGCCUUCGGUGGUCUUUCCGUGCACGUCAUGGCCUCGUCGCGGAUGUGCUUCGUCGGUGCCCGCAAUGGACACAUGCCGGAAAUUCUCUCACAUAUCAACGUCAACCGGUACACCCCGAUGCCGUCAUUGGUAUUCCUUUGCCUCCUCUCCCUACUCUACCUAUUCAUCAGCGACGUGUACGUUCUGAUCACCUACAGCAGCAUCGUUGAGUCCUUCUUCAUCAUGCUCUCGGUGAGCGCGGUGCUGUACUUCCGCUACACCCGACCGGACAUCAACCGACCAAUCAGAGUUCAACUGUGGGUUCCUGUGCUGUUUGUGAUCAUCUGUGCGUUCCUGAUCGUGGUUCCUUGCUACGUAGCCCCGUACGAGGUUGGCAUGGGCGUGCUGCUAACCCUGGCCGGUAUUCCCGUGUACUACGUCGGUGUGGUGUGGAAGAACAAACCGGAAGCGUUCGAAAAUGUGCUCCGCCGGGUGACGCAGUUCUGCCAGAAGAUGUUUAUGACGGCCAAAGAGGAGGACGGCGGAGAGGAAUGAACUAGCGACGCUCGGGGUAAUGUACAGUCUACAGUUUUCAUAGAUAGUGAAGGUUGCAAAGUGAUUCGUUUUAAUUCGUGACUCUGUGGAACUUUCGUUCACGGUUUAUUUUAGGGAACAUCCAUAAAUUACGUAACGCUUAGAGGGGGGAGGGGGGGUUGAGUGAAGUGUGACAGUUCAUACAAAAAGUUUUGAUGAUUCAUACAAAAAGUGUGACAUAGGGGGGAGGGGGGGUUGAAAAUGGGUGAUUUUUGCGUUACGUAAUUAAUGGAUCUUCCCUUAAAAUUCACAAAUUCUUUAGAUUUUUUAAACAUUUUAUUACCAUUUUAUACCUGUGCCAAAUAUUUUUUGAUAUAAUUUUAGGCAACUCCAAACACUGACUGUUUUUAUUACUAUAUGAUCGUGGAGCGAUUGUCGAAAUUCAAUUUUAACUUUUUGUUUUCACCACGUCGUCCACUCUUAGGUACUUACGCAGGGUUGGGAAAAAUCAAAUUUUCGAAAAUCGAGAAUGAUCAAACUCACUCGCGAUUUUACUUUUAAAUUAUCAAGUGAUUAAAACUCGCCAGCGAUUAAGAAUCGUUUGAAAAUCGUUUCUUGAUUUGAAGCAUUUACCGUUACCUUUUAAACUAUUUUUCCUUACUAGCAUGAAACUAUAACGCAAAUAGAAGGUAUAACGGGACUGUUGACAAUUAGCUAUUAUUAGUGAAGAUUAAUGAUUGAAUGAAAAUUCUGUGUUUAUUAUCGUUUGAGUACAAAAUUUGAGAAGUUGUCGCCGGCGACAACUCGCCUACUGUUUUCACGUGAAAAGUGUUCACAUGAAAAUUGCAAUCAUGAUCGUCUGAUAAUGAUUAAGCACAACACUGUACUUACGUAUAAAGUCGUGAACAAAAUUGAAUCGGUACAAAUGUAUCAGGCAUGUAGAUAUUUCAAAACGAGUAAUUAAUCCGAACUUUAUCUUCAUGCAACAAUAUAUUUGCAUAAGCAAUUGAAAAUCGUCAUACAUAUUGCAUUGCAUUUCGAUAAAAAAAAGUUGUUUAUUACAUAGCAUACUUCUUUAUAAGAAGUUAAGCAGCAAAUCUAAACAUUUCACACACCCUUCCUUUAAUUUAGGUUUAUGUAUGAAUGAACUCAAUGAAAUUAUUCGUUCACCGAUAAAUACUGAUUAGGGAGAUUUAAAUCAGGCAAUGGUGAUUAUUCCAAAUAUUAGGUGAAACAAUCUCCACUAAAUAUCCUGCCGUUCUACACAUAGCUGUUCCACAUAGCGAUAUUUAGGCUUUACUAUUUUGAAUCGCAAAAAAAAUGUAUUCUCUAGAAACUGAGGGCAAUAUUUUCCUAAUUUUGCAUCCCGUUUGACCUCAAAAAUGGAAAUCAACAGCGACCGUCUCGAUUUUUAAUUUUAUACAGCUAUGCGUAGAACGGAAAUGUACAACAGUUUAUAUUGUUAUUUGCCUUGUUACACUAUCCUAAACAUCACCGAUCAAUUAGAAUCUCCCUCAUACUAUACCACCCCUAAUACACAUGUGACACUAUGAGCAAAGAAUCUGAUUGAAAGCUUCAGCCUGUUGCGUCUCGGAGCAUCUCACCCCUGAAGACAUUUUGUUCAAAUCUGGUGAAAGCUUCUUGAUUAUUUUUCAUAGAACCAUCUGUGUUUGUGUAUGAGUCAACACCAAACUAACUGAUAUAGUAGAACACAAAUCUUAAGCAAUCCCUUGAAUCAAGUGUCUUUAGGGGUUAUUAACUAUCGAAGAAAGACUAAUAUUCAAAACACCCACUUAGAGGAAAUCUACUCCAAAUUGAAUGUAUAGGAAUGAAGUAAGAAGGUAUAGGAGAAGCUUGAAGCACAUACCUAUUAUAGAUAGAAGCGUAAGAAAUUAGGCAAUAAUAUAUGUUAGGUUUAAAUCAACGACGACAAAUACCAAUUACAAUUAGAACAUGCAAGCUUUUUUGUUAA